AAGAGGCACUAGAGGGGUCCAAUUUGUCUGUUCGCCUCCUAAACCUUCUUCCGAAAAAAUAAUGUCGACUGAAAACGAUAACGACUCAGGCGACGGCCACGAUCUCGACCACCACGGUCGAAUAAGCAGAGACUCGACGAGCCCAGUUAACGAACUCAGCAGUCACUUGGAAUCCUAUCCCAAGCGGCGGCGGAGGAGGGGUAGAAGUGAGAGCACCGUCGAUCGAAUCAGUAAGUUGUCUGACCAUUCACUCCUUCACAUUCUCUCCUUCUUACAGAUUGAAGAUGCCAUCAAAACCCAAUUGUUGUCCAAACGAUGGCAGUACCUGUGGACUUACCUUCCGUCCCUCGUAUUCCGCUCCUACCGUUCCGAUUUUGUUGAGAGAGACGUUUUCAAAUUUGCUGACUUUGUUGAUGGAACCCUAACCCUCUGCAAAUGCUCCAUGCUGAAGAAAUUCGCGGUUAAUUUUCGUUCUAGUUACGACCCUCGUAUCGAGACCAAAGUUAAUUUGUGGACACGCUUUGCAGUAGCGAAGGGGACUGAGGUUCUUCACCUUAAUUUCAAUGCUUCAGAGGAUCCGAUGGUUGCGUAUUGUCCGUACGAGUUGCCUCGACGUUUAUACACAAGCUCGUCGUUCCGAGAAUUGCAUUUUUCUCUUUGCAGAGUAACGCCUAAGGGAGUGGUUGGCUGGAAUUCACUGAAGAAAUUGUCAAUUGGGUAUGUGGUAUUGAGUGAUGAGUUGAUCCAGAAGAUAUUACGUGGUAGUCCUGUGUUGGAGAUUUUGGAGUUGUAUUACUUUCAAGGUGUCAGUCGUUUGCAUUUGGGUUAUGCAAGUUUGAAAAAGUUGAUCCUGAGGGAAUAUUGGGACGAUAUCAAUAUUUCUGAUGACUCUAAGUUGGAAAUAUCUGCUCCUUAUCUUCAGUCAAUGGAGAUGUUGGGUUGUUUGGAAAGGAAGAAUUGUCGGCUGCUGGAUGUUUCUUCUCUGGUUGAUGCUACCCUUAGUUUUGACUUGCGUCAUGAAGAAGAUGUCUUGGAGGAUUAUGAAAGAGACCAAAAUAUCUUGAGAGGACUUCUUGAGAGCCUUGCCCAUGUGAAGAAUAUUACAUUAGGUACUUGGGCUCUACAGGUGCUGUCAAUAAUGGAAGCAAAAUUUUUGCCCUCUCCACUACUGAAGUGCGUAUGUUUAACACUAGAUGCGGGUAUCAGUAAAACAAUCCUUCCUGGUAUACAAAACCUGUUGGGAAGUUCACCUAAUCUUGAGACAUUAGUCAUAACCUUGUCCUCUUCCAACGGCUACCAUGAGCAUUUUGGGGAAACUCUCACCAAACUUUGCAAUUUUGAUGAAAAGCUCUAUUGGAAAUCACAAAAGAGGGCUUUUGGGUGUCUAAUGCUGCAUCUCAAGAAAGUUAAGUUUGCUGGUGUAAGAUGGUUAUAUCAUGACAUGAACUUUGAUUUCGUACAAUUUCUGCUAGAGAAUGCAAGGAUGCUGCAAAAGAUGGUUUUCGAUGCUGUAAGAGAUAAUGUUAAAAUGAAUACGGAAUUUGUCCAAAAGAUUUUAAGUUUUCCAAGAUCUUCUCCCAAUGCAAUGGUAAUGUUCUAUGAGUGAAAUGGACAGCUUCAGUAAUUUGAUUUUCUGAGUGUAGUUUAGUUAUGAGCUUGUAGAAUGUAAUGUUUCUCUUUUUAGAAGUGCAACCAUGCACUCUAUUGGAUAUCUUGGUAGUCUCAAGUUCAACAGGUUGAACUUUAUUAGCUGUUUGAUUUGUGAGCUAUCCUUGACACUUUUUUUUGUUCGGCAUGAGCUAUCAUUUGUAGUAGUAACUGUAUUAUGGGUGAAUAUCAUCUAAGUUCGAUUGAAUCAGAGAUUUGUGGAGUAUUGACCA
Messenger RNA from Rhododendron vialii, 1880 nucleotides. RefSeq names its product putative F-box protein At1g49610. Bases 62 to 1606 code for a protein of 514 amino acids. Lineage: Eukaryota; Viridiplantae; Streptophyta; Magnoliopsida; Ericales; Ericaceae. The transcript is spliced from 3 exons. The record is from RefSeq and is a predicted model, not a curated record. Gene Ontology annotation, molecular function: protein binding.